AUGAAUGACCUUACGCUGCUCGAGAGGAAUCUAUUCAUCAGAAUCUGGAGCGAGAAUGUAGAUUUCCACUCAGCCGAUAGAAUGGCGGCCGAGAUGACAAAAAGAGCUGCGGCCGAGGGUAGCGGGCUUGAUGACGGGAGGAUUUAUAAACCGAGGCGAAUGAAAUCGAUAAUCAAAACUUACAUGAAGAGUGAAGAGAGAUUGUCUGAUGAGGAGGAGAGAGGAAUAAUUGAGCAAGAGGCCCAGGAGGAAGAGGCGAAGGAGGAGGAGGCGAAGGAGGAGGAGGCGAAGGAGGAGGAGGCCAAGGAGGAGGAGGCCAAGGAGGAGAAGGCGAAGGAGGACGAGGAAAGUAAGACAGCGCAGGAUGAAAGAAAGAAAAAGGGGAAAGAAGAGGAAGAGAAAAAGUAA
This is a messenger RNA of Botrytis byssoidea, 408 nucleotides long. RefSeq lists its product as uncharacterized. The transcript has a single exon. NCBI's taxonomy places the organism in Eukaryota, Fungi, Ascomycota, Leotiomycetes, Helotiales, Sclerotiniaceae. The coding region runs from base 1 to 408 and encodes 135 amino acids. The record is from RefSeq and is a predicted model, not a curated record.